Messenger RNA from Gastrolobium bilobum, 814 nucleotides. Its product is annotated as small ribosomal subunit protein uS11. The record is from RefSeq and is a predicted model, not a curated record. Lineage: Eukaryota; Viridiplantae; Streptophyta; Magnoliopsida; Fabales; Fabaceae. Gene Ontology annotation, cellular component: cytosolic small ribosomal subunit; ribosome. Gene Ontology annotation, molecular function: mRNA 5'-UTR binding; small ribosomal subunit rRNA binding; structural constituent of ribosome. The transcript has 6 exons. Gene Ontology annotation, biological process: ribosomal small subunit assembly; maturation of SSU-rRNA from tricistronic rRNA transcript (SSU-rRNA, 5.8S rRNA, LSU-rRNA); translation. Bases 154 to 606 code for a protein of 150 amino acids.
UUGCAAAACCCUAAUCUCGCUAUCGUAUAAAAACGAAGCAAACGCUGCCUCCAUUUUUUCACUUUGCGAAGGGUGAUUUUGCAGGAGCAACCUUAAAAGCCAAAGCUUCAUCCAAAUAUCCGAAACACUUCGUUACAUUGCAAGUUUGCAACCAUGUCGAGGAGAAAGGUUAGGGAACCAAAGGAGGAAACCGUUACUUUGGGUCCAGCUGUUAGAGAUGGUGAACAUGUCUUUGGCGUAGCUCGCAUCUUUGCAUCGUUUAAUGACACCUUCAUUCAUGUCACUGAUUUGUCUGGGAGAGAAACCCUUGUCCGCAUCACUGGGGGAAUGAAGGUUAAAGCUGACAGAGAUGAGUCAUCUCCAUAUGCUGCUAUGCUUGCUGCACAGGAUGUUGCUGCCAGAUGCAAGGAGCUUGGCAUAACUGCUCUUCAUAUCAAGCUCCGUGCCACUGGUGGAAACAAGACGAAAACACCCGGUCCUGGUGCUCAGUCUGCUCUUCGUGCCCUUGCUCGUUCAGGAAUGAAAAUUGGCCGUAUAGAGGAUGUCACUCCCAUUCCUUCGGAUAGCACUCGUAGAAAAAGUGGUAGAAGGGGUAGAAGACUUUAAAUUGUUAUGGCAUAUGGCUGGAGUUGCUAUCUUUUACUUUCCAUGCUAAACAGAACUGUGGCUUUUUUUUUUUAAUUUAGCUGAGUUGGAUUUCAAUAUCUAAACUUCUAUUGUAUUUCUUGAGUUAUAGACAAAGAAUUCUUACUUGAGUUCAUUUCGACAUUAUUCUUAAAUAGACUAAUGAAAGUUUUGCAUGUUCUUUUCGACA